UUCCUCUAUUUUAUUUUUUGAUCGAAAAUAUUUUUCUCUAUUUUUUUUACAAAAUAAAAAUACGUUUUAUGGGAAUGCGAGUCACGUUGGCGACCUUGCCCGUUCCUGCCUACAUAACAAAAACAGUCUCGUAUCGGCAACGAACAAACAAGUUCAUUCGUAAGCCAAAGCCAAUUCCCGUAGAUACUUCUUCUUGCUCGGUUUCUCUAAUUUUGGUGUAAUAAUGGCGAACACUGAGUUGAAAUCUGAUAAUUUGUUUGAGAUGAUGAAGAUAUACUUGGCUAGUGAUGCUGGUAAAGAGCUCACCAAGAAGAUCGGCCUCGUUUACCAAAUUAAUAUUGCCCCCAAGAAAAUUGGGUUUGACGAGGUUUCUUACGUUGUUGAUCUCAAGAAAGGAGAAGUUACCAAAGGUAAAUAUGAAGGCGGAGAGGCCGAUGCUACGUUUUCCUUUAAGGAUGAUUUUAUAAAGGUUGCCGCUGGGAAGAUGAAUCCCCAGAUUGCUUUUGUGAGGGGUGUAAUGAAGAUUAAGCGGAGCUUGAAUGCAGCUCAGAAAUUCAGUCUUGACAUUUUCGCGAAGCCUGCAAAGAUGUGAGCAGAGAUGCUAAUGUACUAUCGUAUUAGGUUCUUUGGUUGCAAAAGUUAAGUUU
Molecule: messenger RNA, 647 nt
Organism: Durio zibethinus
Lineage: Eukaryota; Viridiplantae; Streptophyta; Magnoliopsida; Malvales; Malvaceae
Product: sterol carrier protein 2-like
Cellular component (GO): cytosol
Source: RefSeq, a predicted model, not a curated record